UGCUGACUGGCAGUUGGCCAGGGUGGGGGCUGGGGACAGACUGUUAUAAAACUGGGUGCACCUGGGAGGCGGCUGUCCCUGUCCAGAGCCUGCCACGCUCCCCAACACCACCGCCAUGUCCACCCACCGCCUCGUGAUGGUUCGGCACGGUGAGAGCACCUGGAACCAGGAGAACCGCUUCUGUGGCUGGUUCGAUGCAGAGCUGAGUGAGAAGGGGGCCCAGGAGGCCAAGAAGGGCGCCGAGGCCAUCAGGGACGCCAAGAUGGAGUUUGACAUCUGCUACACGUCGGUGCUGAAGCGAGCCAUCCGCACCCUCUGGACCAUCCUGGACGGCACAGACCAGAUGUGGCUGCCCGUGGUGCGCACCUGGCGCCUCAACGAGAGGCACUACGGAGGCCUCACAGGCCUCAACAAGGCAGAGACAGCCGCCAAGCACGGCGAGGAGCAGGUGAAGAUCUGGAGGCGUUCCUUCGACAUCCCGCCGCCCCCCAUGGACGAGAAGCACCCCUACUACAGCUCCAUCAGCAAGGAGCGGCGGUAUGCAGGCCUGAAGCCCGGGGAGCUGCCUACGUGUGAGAGCCUGAAGGACACCAUCGCCCGGGCCCUCCCCUUCUGGAACGAGGAGAUCGCCCCCCAGAUCAAGGCUGGCAAGAGAGUGCUCAUCGCCGCCCACGGGAACAGCCUGCGGGGCAUCGUCAAACAUCUGGAAGGGAUGUCAGACCAGGCCAUCAUGGAGCUGAACCUGCCCACGGGGAUCCCCAUCGUGUACGAGCUGGACCAGGCACUGAAGCCCACCAAGCCCAUGCGGUUCCUGGGUGAUGAAGAAACUGUGCGGAAAGCCAUGGAGGCUGUGGCUGCCCAGGGCAAGGCCAAGUGAGGGGUGGGCUUUCGGCAAUAAAGGCACCUCCUCCCAC
Messenger RNA from Prionailurus viverrinus (fishing cat), 914 nucleotides. It is a transcript of the gene PGAM2, whose product is annotated as phosphoglycerate mutase 2. The record is from RefSeq and is a predicted model, not a curated record. Gene Ontology annotation, biological process: glycolytic process. Bases 116 to 877 code for a protein of 253 amino acids. The transcript has 3 exons. NCBI's taxonomy places the organism in Eukaryota, Metazoa, Chordata, Mammalia, Carnivora, Felidae. Gene Ontology annotation, molecular function: intramolecular phosphotransferase activity.